Sarcophilus harrisii (Tasmanian devil) is the source of this 5243-nucleotide messenger RNA. RefSeq names its product 2'-5'-oligoadenylate synthetase 3 (gene OAS3). The record is from RefSeq and is a predicted model, not a curated record. Gene Ontology annotation, biological process: regulation of ribonuclease activity; defense response to virus; negative regulation of viral genome replication. The transcript is spliced from 22 exons. Lineage: Eukaryota; Metazoa; Chordata; Mammalia; Dasyuromorphia; Dasyuridae. Gene Ontology annotation, cellular component: cytosol; nucleoplasm; membrane. Gene Ontology annotation, molecular function: double-stranded RNA binding; 2'-5'-oligoadenylate synthetase activity.
GGGGCAAAGCAGCCACACAGCUCCCAGCCAGCCCGACUCUGGGCUCUGAUUCUCUCUCUCUCUCCAUGCAGGCUCUCGGGGGCACCAUGAAUCUCUGGGACACCCGGGCCAAGCACCUGGAUAACUACAUCGAGAAUCAUCUCCUGCCUGAUACCACUUUCAAGAAAGAGAUCGGAAAUGCUAUCCACAUCAUCGCCUCCUUCCUAAAGGAGAGAUGUUUCCAGGAGAAAAAGAAGUUAGUUCGGGUGUCUAAGGUUGUGAAGGGAGGGUCAUCAGGGAAAGGCACAGCCUUGAAAGGGUGCUCCGAUGCAGACCUGGUCGUAUUUCUCAGCGAUCUCAAAAGCUACCAGGACCAGAUAGACCGGCGAGGGGAGUUCAUUGACGAAAUCAGGAAACAGUUGGAAGAAUGCAAGCGUGAGAAAGAGUGGAUGUUUGACAUAAAAUUUGAGGUCAACAAAUGGAGCAAUCCUCGAGUUCUCGGCUUCACCAUGAGGUCGACCAAGAUCAGCCAGUGGGUGGAAUUUGAUGUGCUUCCAGCCUUUGAUGUUCUCGGCCAGGUGACUGAAAACCUCAGACCUGACCCCCAAGUCUACAUCAAACUUAUAAAUGGACCCUGGAAUGGGGGGGAAUUCUCCACCUGCUUCACAGAACUCCAGAAGCGUUUCCUCAAACAGCGCUGCACCAAGCUCAAAAGUUUGAUCCGAUUGGUGAAACACUGGUACAAAAUGUGCAAAGAGAAAAUGGAGGGCUCUCUCCCCCCUCAGUAUGCAGUGGAACUCCUGACUGUCUAUGCCUGGGAGCAGGGGAGCAAGUUAGAUCAAUUCUCUACAGCUGAAGGCUUUCUGACAGUCCUAACCCUUAUCAAGAAGUACCAAGAGCUCAUGAUCUACUGGACUGUCAACUAUGAUAUUCAUAAUGAGACCAUUGCAAAUCACCUUUAUCACCAGCUCCGGAAACACAGGCCAGUGAUCCUGGACCCAGCUGAUCCAACUGGUGAUGUAGGGGGUGGAAAGAAAUGGUCCUGGGACAAGCUGGCACAAGAAGCUGAACUAUGGUCAACUGCUUCCUGCUUUCAAAACUUGGAUGGGAGCUUUGUGCAGCCAUGGAACGUGCCAGUGGAGCAGACCCUGAAGGAAAGCAAGGGCAUCUUGCUACGCUGUCAAAGCCAGCCCGCGGCCCAGGAAGCUCAGGCCUCUCUCAGAACGCUGCGCGCGGAAAGCCGAGCCAUGGGCCUGGCCGGGACGCCCGCCAGGGACCUGGACAAGUUUGUCCAGGAGGAUCUCCUGCCGCACAGAGACUUCCUGGAUCAGCUGAGCCAGGCGGUGAACACCAUUUGCAAGGUGCUGCGGGAGAAGUGCUUCCAGAACUCCGCUUCCAGGGUCCGGGUGACCAAAGUCCUGAAGGGUGGCUCCUAUGGCCGGGGCACGGUCCUGAGAGGCGGCUCUGAUGCAGACCUUGUCGUGUUCCUCAGCUGCUUCAAGGCCUUUGCCGACCAAGGGGCCUGGCAGCCAGAGAGCUUCACGGAGAUCCGGGCACAGCUGGAAGCCUGCUGGCAGAACCAUCCCCAGAGCUUGAGUCUUCAGUUCCCUGCCCAGAAGGAUGCUCGAGCUUUGAGAUUCCGACUCAUGUCGGCGACACAACACAACUGGAUGGACGUGUCCCUGAGGACUGCCUUUGAUGCCCUGGGACAGCUCAGAUCGGACUCCAAGCCCAGUCCCCAGGUCUAUGCAGACCUUAUUAACUGUGGGUCCCCAGCUGGUACGUACACUGCCUGUUUCACCGAUCUGAGGAGGCACUUUGUCAACACUCGCCCCUGCAAGCUGAAGAAUUUGAUCCUCUUGGUCAAGCACUGGUACCUUCUGGUGACUGAGACUCAUCAAAAGAAGCUUCAAUCAACAAAGGCUUCUCUGCCCCCAGUCUAUGCUCUGGAACUCCUAACCAUCUAUGCCUGGGAAAAGGGGUGUGGGAAAGCAAAGUUCAACAUUGCUGAAGGCUUCAGAACGGUGCUGGGGCUAAUUCAGAAAUACCAGGAGCUCUGUAUUUACUGGGAAGUCAACUACAGCUUUGAGGAUGAAAUUGUUGGGCCCUUCCUAAGAAACCAGCUCAAGAAACCCAGACCUGUGAUCUUGGACCCUGCUGAUCCAACCUGGGAUGUAGGACGUAGAAAUGGUCAGAACUGGGACCUGCUGGCCCAGGAAGCUAAGUCUUGCUUGUCUUAUCCCUGUUUCGUACAAGGAGAUGGCUCCCCUGUACAACCCUGGUGCGCUCUGGGACUUCUGGCUCUAAGAACAGAAAGUAAAGUAGGAGAUCGUGUGGAGAAGGAAAAUGGGGUGCCAAGGAGUAAUGGCAGCUGUGCAAAUACCAUCCCUAAAAGUCCAGGAUCCUCAAACGGAGAGACAUCCAAGCAGAAGCCUGACCCUGGGAGGACUACCAAAAAUGCUGAUCCCAACAGGACAGACCUAACUCUUUACCACAUCCCAGCCAAAGACCUGGAUAAGUUUAUACAGAGUUUUCUCCAACCUGAUUCAGGUUUCCAGGAGCAGAUGGGAAAAAUCACAGACAUGAUCUUCAAGUGCCUCCGGGAAAAAUGCUUCCGAGCAUCUUCUCCCACCAUUCGGGUGCUGAGGGCCAGUAAGGGUGGCUCCUAUGGCCGGGGCACGGUCCUGAGAAGUGGCUCUGAUGCGGACCUUGUCGUGUUCCUCAGCUGCUUCAAGGCCUUUGCUGACCAAGAGGCCUGGCAGCCAGAGAGCUUCACGGAGAUCCAGGCCCAGCUGGAAGCCUGCUGGCAGAACCAUCCCCAGAGCUUCAGCCUCCAGUUCUCUGCCCAGGAGGAUGCUCGAGCUUUGAGAUUCCAACUCGUGUCGGCGACACUCCACAACUGGAUGGACGUGUCCUUGAGGCCUGCCUUUGAUGCCCUGGGGCCUCUCAAUCCUGGCUCCAAACCUAGACCUCAGGUCUAUGUAGACCUCAUAAACAAUGGCUCUCCAGCAGGCACCUACUCCACGUGUUUUACUGAACUCCAGAGGGAUUUUGUCAACAGUCGCCCCUGUAAGCUAAAGAGUCUCAUCCUUCUAGUGAAACACUGGUACCAGCAGGUUGCAUCUGAGGACAAGGCAGGACAAGAUGAUGAGUGUUUACCUCCAGUCUAUGCCCUGGAACUUUUGACUAUUUACGCCUGGGAGCGAGCAGGCAAGAAAAACAAAUUCCACAUGGCUGAAGGCUUCCUGACGGUCCUGGGCCUAAUCCGGGACUACCAGCAGCUCUGCAUCUACUGGACAAUCAACUAUGACUUUGAAGAUAAGACUAUCAGGAAGUGCCUGCAAAAACAGCUGCAGAAGCCCAGGCCCCUGAUCUUGGACCCAGCUGACCCAACCUGGAAUGUGGGCCAGGGAAAUUGGGAGAGGCUAGCCCAGGAAGCUGAAACCUGUGGGUGUCUGCCCUGCUUUGUAAAUGGGGAUGGUUCUCCAGUACAGCCAUGGGAUGUGAUGCCAGCCCUGCUUCAACAGACUCCAUCUUGGCAGCUGGACAGUUUCAUCAGCAAAUUCCUCCAGCCCAACCGAGAAUUCCUGGACCAGGUGAGCAGAGCUGUGGACAUCAUCUGUUCCUUCCUGAAAGAAAACUGCUUCCGGAAUUCAUCCACCAAGGUGCUCAAAAUAGUCAAGGGAGGCUCCUCUGCCAAGGGCACUGCCCUGUGAGGUCGAUCUGAUGCAGAUCUCAUAGUGUUCCUCAGCUGUUUUUGUGGAUUCUCAGACCAAGGGACCAGCCGGGCAGAAAUCAUCACAGAAAUCCGAACCCAGCUGGAAGCGUGCAGACAGGAAAAGCAGUUUGAUGUGAAGUUUGAGAUCUCCAAGUGGGAGAAUCCCCGGGUACUCAGCUUCACCCUGACAUCCAAGACUCUGGACUACAGCGUAGACUUCGAUGUGCUUCCUGCCUUUAAUGCUUUGGGCCAACUAAGCUCAGGCACAAAGCCCAAGCCCCAGGUGUACAUUGAUCUCAUUGACAGCUACAAUAAUGGAGGUGAAUUCUCCUCCUGCUUCACGGAACUGCAGCGGGAUUUUGUUAUCUCUCGUCCUACCAAGCUGAAGAGUCUGAUCCGCCUGGUAAAGCACUGGUACAAACAGUGUGUGAGAGUUCCCAAAGGGAGAGGAGCACUCCCUCCACAGUAUGCACUAGAACUCUUGACCAUUUAUGCCUGGGAACAAGGGGAUGGAACAGCACAGUUCAAUAUGGCUGAAGGUUUCAGGACAGUCCUGGAACUGGUCCAGAAUUACAAGAAUCUUUGUAUCCACUGGAAGGUCAACUAUGACCAUGAGAAUGAGAUCAUCAAGAAUUUCCUAACUCAGCAACUCCGGAAACCCAGGCCAAUCAUCCUGGAUCCUGCCGACCCAACUGGGAAUCUGGGCCAUGGCACCCGCUGGGACCUAUUGGCAAAAGAAGCUGCUAACUAUGCAAAUUCUGUAUGCUGUGCUAACACAUCUGGGGACUUUGUCCAGCCCUGGGCAUUGAAGGUCUCUUCAUGAAUCUGGAAUAUCCUGCCUCUGAACCCUAAACUCAUCAUCAUAUGAACUGCCUGGCUAUCAUCUCUUUUGCAGAGCUGGGAUGCAAGAUUAUCUACCGGAUGUGUGUGCAUUGGCUUCCUUGAGGGAUUCCCUCCUAUAUAUAAAACCCCAGCUCUACUCACCUCUCCAUUUCCCCCAUGGAUUGUUUUAUCUAUGUAUUAUUCUCUCUGAGCUCUAGUGUCAAUCCUUUCCCCAUUCUCUCACCCUUCAAAGGUGGUCCUUACUAAUGCUCAACUAUUUUCUUCUCUACGUUGUCUUCUUCAAAGAGUUCUUCCCAUAGUAUCAGUUAUCAUCUUUGCAGAUGACACCAAACUACCCAGCUCCAGCCCUGCUCUCUAUCCUGAACUUUACUUGGGUGACCCAUUGAUACCUCAAAUUCAGCAUGCUCAAAGCUGAAUCACAAGAUGACAGACUUGCAGGCACAAAGAUCUGGGUUCGAAUCCUUCCUCUAUCAUUUUCAUUAGCUACAUAAUUAUGGGCAAGUCAUUUCAUUUCUCAGAGAGUACAUUUCCUUAUCCAUAAAGUGGAGACACAAUUAUAUUCAUAGCAUCUAUCUUGAGCAGCUAAGUGGUACUGUGGAUAGAGUACAUUUAGGGUCUGGAUUCAGGAAGAUCUACAUUAAAAUCUAGCCUCAGACUCUAGUUAUGUGACCCUGGGCAAGUCACUUAACCCUGUUUGCCUUAG